Molecule: messenger RNA, 1403 nt
Organism: Chaetomium fimeti
Lineage: Eukaryota; Fungi; Ascomycota; Sordariomycetes; Sordariales; Chaetomiaceae
Product: Glyoxalase/Bleomycin resistance protein/Dihydroxybiphenyl dioxygenase
Exons: 3
Coding region: 221-1174 (317 amino acids)
Biological process (GO): L-methylmalonyl-CoA metabolic process
Cellular component (GO): mitochondrion
Molecular function (GO): methylmalonyl-CoA epimerase activity
Source: RefSeq, a predicted model, not a curated record
AUGACAUCAAUAUAAUCUUCUUUCCUCUCUGAUCUGUCCAUAUCCACACCUUCCAAGACUCGGCAAUACUUCUACUCCCACCUUCUUACUCAUAACCAUCCUAGUUUGCAUAUUCGCUACCCCCCGAGUCUCCUCCCACAACACAACACCACCCCCCGGGCUGACACCACUCUGACACAAUACAACCACAGCCAAAAGCGACAGUGACAGCAACCAUACCAUGGCGGAGCAAAACCCCAAAAUCAAGCUAGUGCGCAUCGCACAUGUGUAUUACACACAUGCCGACCUCGCCAAGGCACGCGAAUUCCUCUUCGAUUUCGGCUUCACGGUAGCCGACGACCGGGGCGACACCGUGUACUUCAAGGGCUAUGGAACCGAGCCAUUCGUCUACUGCGCCAAAAAGGGUGAAGCCAACGAGUUUGGCGGUGCCGCCUUCGUCGUCGAAUCCAUGGCCGAUUUGGAACUUGCUUCUAAGACACUGCCGCAGGCCACAGGGAUCGAGGACUCGGACGCGCCCGGCGGCGGCAAGCGGGUGACAUUCCGGGACCCUGUCGACGGUUUCCCGUUCCACUUAGUGCACGGCCAGACCGCGGUUACCAAGUCAGCACACCUUCCAGAGCUGGAAUACAACUACCCCGAGGCCAAGCACCGAGCCGUCAACAAGAAGCAGCGCUUCAAGCAGGGACCCGCACCGGUGCACAAGCUUGGUCAUUUCGGAUGCUGCGUCACCGACUUUUCCAAGGCGUUCGAGUUCUACACUAAGCACUUCAACUUCAAGCCAAGCGACAUCAUCCAUGACCCCACGGGCAAGGACAUCACAGUAUUUUUCCAUCUGGAUAGGGGGAUGGAGCAGGUAGACCACCAUACUUUCUUCUUCUUCGAGGGUCCCAAAUACCAUGUCCAUCACUCCAGCUUCGAAGUCCACGACUUCGACAUCCAGUCGCUGGGACACCAAUGGUUGCGCGACAAGGACUACGACCUCGUCUGGGGCGUCGGGAGGCACGUCCUUGGCUCCCAAAUCUUCGAUUACUGGUGGGACCGCUCGGGAUUCGUCAUGGAACAUUACGUGGACGGAGACCUGGUUGACGAGACCACGCCAAUCAGCAGGUCGGCCGCCGGGCCGGACAGUCUGCAUGUCUGGGGGCCGCCGCUACCGGACACGUUCUUGCAAUGAGCUCGAGGUUGGAUGCAGAGGGUGUGUUGUUGUUGGAUAUUUCAUUUUUUUACCAGUUCAUUGGUCCCGGGCUGAGUGUUAUUGUAUCUCGGGAUUCGUCCGUAGUCAAGCGUAAGCAAGGUGUGUUUCGAACGGUUACUUCCACAGACCAACAGCUUCUUUCCAAGGGACAAUCUUGACCCCUUUAUCCCGGAGACGCUCUUCCACCUCCCUCUCAAUCUCUUCGGCC